Molecule: messenger RNA, 4530 nt
Organism: Podarcis lilfordi (Lilford's wall lizard)
Lineage: Eukaryota; Metazoa; Chordata; Lepidosauria; Squamata; Lacertidae
Source: the annotation of a GenBank genome assembly
AUGGACCUCCUCCACGACAAAUGGUACAAGAUGGUCCCCUGUGGAAAGCGGGUCUUUGCUGUCACCGAGGUACGGGGGUUGGGGGCUGGGGAAAGGGUGGGUUGCGGAGCACACAAUGAAAGAACAAUCAGGCGUUGUUGCAAAAGUUGGGUGCCAGCCCCCACUCCCUGCAAGACUCCAGGGGGUUCCAGGCAUUCGCCCAGGGUCUGUGGUCCCUUGGGUCUCCAGCUGUUUUUGGACUACAAUUCCCAUCAUCCCCGACCACAGGUCCUGCUAGCUAGGGAUGAUGGGAGUUGUAGUCCAAAAAAAGAGCUGGAGACUCAAGUUUGGGAAACCCUGGGUUAGAGUAUCAGACUAGGACCUGGGUUCACAGAAGCCUUCCUACUAGGUAUUUUAGGCCAAGAUAUACCGAAAGAAAAGAGGAUUCUAUUUAUGUAUGCCACUACAGCUGCGAGAAUGCUGAUUACACAAAAUUGGAAGACUGGAGAAAUACCAACUAAAGAACAAUGGCAAGAGAAGUUGAUGAACUAUGCAGAACUGGCAAAAAUGACAGACAGAUUAAGAGAAAAAGACAACAGUGACUUUGAAAAAGAAUGGGAACCAUUUACAUUAUACCUGCAGAAACAAAGAAAGUCUAUAGACUUGAUGGCAGGAUUUAAAUAAACAUUCACAUUGUUAGUAUUAGAAAAUGUGUAGAAGAUAGAGAAAUAAUAUGGUGUACUCAUUUUUAUGUUUUUAGGUUUGAUGUUAUUGUAUAACUAUGUUAUUAGUAACUUUUUCUUUUAGGAGGCAGCAAAGUGGGUGAAAGGAGAAACAAACCAGAAGCGGAAGUUGGGGGAAGCCUAGCAGGGGAGGGAGGAAUAUAUAGUAAAUGUUAAGAAUUUGAGAUGUGUGUAAUGAAUGAAAAAGAAAAAUGAAUAAUUGCUAGGCCACUCCAGAAUAUUAAUGUGCUUCUUCUUGAGCCACUCCUUUGUUGCCUUGACCUUUGUGUGUUUUGGGUCAUUGUCAUGUUGGAAUACCCAUCCUCGACCCAUUUUCAAUGCCCUGGCUGAGGGAAGGAGGUGCUCACCCAAGAUUUGACGAUACAUGGUCCCGUCCAUCGUCCCUUCGAUACGGUGAAGGUGUCCUGUCCCCUUAGCAGAAACAUCCCCCCAAAGCAUAAUAUGUCCCCCUCCAUGUUUGACGGUGGGGAUGGUGUUCUUGGGGUCGUAGGUAGCAUUCCUCCUCCUCCAAACAUGGUGAGUGCCCACUGUAUGUGUGGGCUCUGAGCCGUGCUCAUUCUGUCUCUCUCUCCUUGCCCAGACCCUGCAAAUGGGCAUCUACCACUUUUCGGGUCUCUUUGUCCUGCUUUGCAUUGGUCUCUGUGGCUCUUUGCUGACUUCCCUCGGAGAGCACAUCUUCUACCGCCUCAUCUUGCCUCGCAUCAAACGCAAGAAGAAGUUCAACUACUGGCUUCACACCAGCCAGGUAAGAGAUCGCCUCCCAAACUUGCCAAAGCCCACGCUGACCGUGCAGGACGGCGAUCCACAGGUGGCGGCCUCCUCUUCUGUUCCCCUCUCUUAAGCAUGGGAUGGAGGGCGGUUGGUUCAUCCACCCACCGCAUUCCUCCCAGGUGCGUCUGCAAAGAAGAAAAUUCCUGCCCGCCAGAGACCAGCCAGCUCUUUGUGUCUCAAAAGAACCGGUUCCCAAGCUUGCGUUGUUGAUAGGAUUUGCAGCUUAAAUUCAAAUAAGGGAAAGCUAAUUCGCAGGGGCGGCGUUGCAAGGUGUUUCUGGUUUCAACCAGUGGGUUGGGGUAGAUGACCUCCUGGGAUUCCAUCCAACUCUAUGGUUCUGUUGCAUGCUGAUUGGACCACUUUCCUGCUUUCUGCUCACGUUGCAAAGCAUUUAACUGUGAAAACCUGAGGAUUCCCAAGGAAAUCAUGUUUUUGAGUAUCAGUGGGAGCUGCAUGCACCUCACAUACUCAGAGACACUGUGGGUUUUUUUGCCAAUUUAGAUGUUAUCUAGCCAAUCUGAGGCCUCACCAUUACUUUCUUAAUUUGUUUUUAAUAUAUGCCAGAAAAUCCACCGGGCACUGAACAUGGGUUUGGAGGAGCAGAGGAACAAAAAGCUGAAUUUGGAGAAAAGGUAAAUAAGGAAACAUUCCUCACUCUGCCUCGCUGCUUGCUCUGAACUCUGUUGCUUUAUAUCGGGAUAAAUUUUGCAGCCGGAAAGAAUUUGGCUUCCAUCGUCCAGAUUUAAUCGGCUGCUAAGGAGGAGUUUAUGCCAUUGGGCUUUUCUUCCCAUAUACAUAAAAUUGUAAGGCUGUUGUCGUGCUAUCGUCUUUUAAAAAUGAUGCAGGACUUUCUCAGGGGCACUAAGAAAGAUGGAAGUGGAGUGAUGGAGGAAGGGGGAGGCUGUUGUUGUAGGACAGAGAUGUCCGACAGGUCCACAAUCUACUGGUAGAUCCCUGCAAGGUUUUGGUAGAUCACGGUAGAUUGUUGGCUCCCUUUCCUUAGCGGUGGUAAAAUAGAUUCCAGCCCCCUUGGCCCGUCCUCCAUUGUAGCACAAUCUGCCGAAAGGGAGUUUUUAAUUCUGUGAGUAGAUCGCAGUCUCUUGGGAGUUGGCCACCCCUGUUGUAGGAGAGGCAGCCACUCCACAUCAGGAUUUGACCAGGUGCCCAGUAUAAACUAGCAUAUUCAAUUCCAUGCAAAUUAGCAUAUGCAAAUUAGUACAGACAAAUGUUAUGCAACACAGCGCAGGGAAACUGUUGUGCAGCUUAGCAUUGGCAAAUGUCAUGCAAAUGUCCCCCAAAUUAGCAAGGGCAAAUAUGCAAACCAGCACAAGCAAAUGUAAAUUGGCAUAGGCAAAUCUUAUGCAAAUUUCCUUUGGGAGCCUGUGCACCAAGCUCUUUAACUACCCAGCAGUGCCCCCACAAUUGGACAUGAAGCUCACUGGGUGACCUGUGGGGCAAUUACUGCUUCUCAGCUUUCCCUACCUCACAGGGUUGUUGUGCUUUUUCCGCUCUCUUUUUGUCCAAACUAAGACUUUGAUCUAAAUACAAUAAAGAGGGGGGGAGAGAGAGAGAGAGGGAGAGAGAGAGAAAGAGAGAGAGAGAGAGAGAGAGAGAGAAAGAAAGAAAGAGAGAGAGAGAAAAGAGGUUAAAAGAGAGAGAAAUAAAAUUCAGAAAGGAAAGGACUUCCAAUGCUUCAUCUAUCCACUACAAAUAUAGACAAUAUUCACUUUGUCCAACAUAACACCCAACAAAGCUACUUUCUAUAAGCAAACAUGAUCUUCAAUCCUUGAAUCCUAAUGUCAUUAUUUCUUUUUCUUUUUCACGCAAAAAAUCUUUGAGAGGUUUCCGAUCUUUUAACAAAUGUUAACAAAUGAGUUUUCUCUGAUUAAACAUGUCCAUUUGCCAUCUCAGCUCAGUCCAUAAGUUUUAAUAGCCAUUCUUCCAUCGUUGGUCAUGAUUUGUCCUUCCACCACAUUAGCGCAUGUAAAAGUCUCACGGCCAUGAACAUACAGUGGUACCUCGGGUUACAGAUGCUUCACGUUACAGACUCUGCUAACCCUGAAAUAGUACCUCGGGUUAAGAACUUUGCUUCAGGAUGAGAACAGAAAUCGUGCUCCAGCGGCGCAGCGGCAGCGGAAGGCCCCAUUAGCUAAAGUGGUAGCUCAGGUUAAGUACAGUUUCAGGUUAAGAACAGACCUCUGGAACAAAUUAAGUUCUUAACCUGAGGUACCACUGUAUCUGACUUUUAGAAGACAUCUGUAUUGGGAAGUUUUUCAAUGUUUGACAUUUUAUUUUGUUUUUAUAUAUGCCAGGGUAUAAAUAAUAAAAUUCUAAUAAUAAUAAUAAUAAUAAUAAUAAUAAUAAUAAUUUAUUUAUACCCCGCCCAUCUGGCUGGGUUUCUCCAGCCACUCUGGGCAGCUUUCAAUAUAAUAUUAAAAUACAAUAAUCUAUUAAAAAUUAUUAUUCCAGCUCUACAGUUCGAUGCUUCUAUUAUAUGUUCCCACUGUGCCAUCCGUAUACAGGGUUGUUUUGUUGAGGACAAUCUGCCUUGAGCUCCUGGGAGGAAAAAGUGGGGCAUGAAUGAAUAAAGAAAGCCAAUUCUCCCUCUUUUCUCCUCUCUGCCUUCCCCCAAAGGUGCAACAUCCAAAAGAGCCAAGAGGAACCAGAAGUCCCAUCACCACCGCCACCGCCUUCCAACCAGCCAGGUUGGAACAACCUCCGCCGGGCAGCCGUGAAGAAGGAGGACAAGCGCGUCCACUUCAACAUCGAGAACGCCCCGGACGAGGCUUCAGAUGAGGAGCGAGAGGCCCCCGUCUGGCACUGCAUGAACGGCCAGGAUCCGCAGCAGGGCAGCAAGGAGGACAAAGAGAAGGAGCUGAAGGAGCUGGAGAGCAAGAUCGAGGACAUGCGCGAGCAGCUGCGGGCUGCCCUGGUGCGCAAGAGCGAGCUGAUGGUGGCGCUGGGGCCACCACCCAAGGCCCCCCGCCUGCCCCCCGCCCUCAAGGCCUUGAUCAAGGAGAGCAACGAGGACAGGUGA